This is a messenger RNA of Xenopus laevis (African clawed frog), 5408 nucleotides long. RefSeq names its product semaphorin 6C L homeolog (gene sema6c.L). The record is from RefSeq and is a predicted model, not a curated record. Gene Ontology annotation, biological process: neural crest cell migration; negative chemotaxis; semaphorin-plexin signaling pathway. Gene Ontology annotation, cellular component: plasma membrane. Lineage: Eukaryota; Metazoa; Chordata; Amphibia; Anura; Pipidae. The transcript has 20 exons. The coding region runs from base 1565 to 4693 and encodes 1042 amino acids. Gene Ontology annotation, molecular function: chemorepellent activity; semaphorin receptor binding.
GGGUAUUAUAUAUGGAAUUGGCACUGUAUUUAUCCUGCUGUGUGUUCUGGGGUAUUAUACAGUAUUGGCACUGUAUUAUUCCCUUUUUAGUUUUUUACUCCCACCCCCCCCCGGCCCUGGAAGUUUUCUCUUUUCCUUUCAGUGUGAGCAAUUGUUUCAUAUAGUCUCUAUCUCUCCAAUCUGUUUCCCUUGCGGCUGAUGAAAUUCCAUAUGGCGCUCAGAAGUGCCUAUUAUGUCCCCCCUCUUGGUGCACUUCUCGGAGUUAUACAAACACAUCCUCUCUUUGUUCGGCUGUGUACAACAGACAAGAGGCUGUGAAAUGAGUUUGCAGCAAAGUGGACAGUCAGUCCUCUUCGAGGUCUGGCUUCUACAUUCAGGAGUGAGAACAAACGGUGCAGAGAAUAUAAACAGCCAGGUUUGUUUUUUUUUGGUUUGAAUUGGUUUAGUUCAGGGUUAAAUGUUAUAUAAUCUCAAGAUUAUAAAUUAGUAUAAAGGGCUAAUAAUUUCAGGGCGGUGCUGUGACCAGUGCCCAAACUCAUUUUCCAUCCUUUGGUUCCCUAUGUGUAGAUAAUUGACCGGAUCAUUUGUGCCGGCUAAAAGCCUUAUCAUUCCAGAUUGAUCCGGGCUUGUUCCCAGGAAGCGGCCGGACUCCUUGGCUCCCUUAUGAACUACAGAGUGAAUUUGCUCUUUACAAACUUCUGUAUCUAUUGAGCAGCCAAUUUGUCACCUACAGACAGUCAGGGAAGUGUUUUGGCACCGGCCUUGGUCAUUUUCAGUUCAUUAGGGAGUUGCUGGGAGUCUGGCAUACUGCACAAUGACACUGCUAAGGACAAACUUGUUAUCCUUUCAAAAGGGGGAACCCGGGGUGCUAACGACAUCACUGUUUGCCUUUGUCCGCAGGUCGAGAAUCCGCCUGUAGCCUAAGAAACAUGGCGGAAUGUACCUGCUUUUUUUGCAUUUUGCCCCUGUGAUAAUGAGAUGAGCCCAUAAUUCCUGCUACUUGUGUCGGUGAUCUGUAUGUUGUGGGAGCAAAAACAAAGAAUUUGUCUGCAUUUUUGCAAUUAUUCACUCAGCGGCGGCUGGUUGCUCUAAUAAGUAAAAAAAAGAGUGCCAGCUCUAUUGCCCAUAACUACCCAGUAAAUACUACAUGGGAGCUUAAUAUGUCUUGCAUAUAGGCCCUUGUGUUUGACUGUUGUCUGUAAGGCCAUGAGCAUUUUACAAAUAAGACACGUUGACCAGUGGCCAUGCCUGUGUCCCACCCAAACAGAUCCCACUCCCUUCUCAUCUGCCUUUUAAUGAAGCAAGGGAUGCAAACAAUGGGAAAGGCUUGGCAGACUGAAUACGGGUCGGGCCCCUCUGUAAGUGGUGCUUGUGAGCCGUGAAUCAGCCCUGAGCAGUACGAGGCACAGCUGUUUGGGAGACAGCCCCUGGAAUAGACUUGAGAAUCGAUUGGAUUUAAAGUGAAGCAGGUGAAGGAAGGACCAAGGUGCCACAGUGAGCAGAAUGAACAUCCGUUAGGACCUUGAUACCUUCCUGCUCCCCUCCGCUACUCAAGGACUCAAGAAUGUACCAAGUGCUGCUCCGUGGGGUUUUUCUCCUAAUCUGCAGUUACCUGUCUUCCGCCCUAGUGUUCCCCAAAGACCUCACGCCUAUUAGAAUCAUAGAGGCACUAACCACUUCAUCAUAUCCAUGGUUUCGGGGACUGGCCAGCGAUGAUGACACAGCCCUCCUAGGACUUGACUUUCAGAAGAUGCUUAAACUGAAUCAAACGCUAUUCAUAGCUGCAAGAGACCAUGUUUAUGCUAUUGAUCUGCGCAGAGCCAAAGAAGCAAUUAUUCCAGAUAAAUAUGUAACGUGGAAGACCCAAGCUAUGGAGAACUGUGCAAUGAGAGGCAAGCAGAGGGACGAGUGUUACAACUACAUCAAGGUCCUGGUCCCCAAGAAUGACCAAACCCUCAUCGCAUGUGGCACCAACUCAUUCAACCCCAUGUGCAGAAACUACAAGAUCAAGACUCUUGAACAGGAAGGAGAAGAGUUUAAUGGUCAGGCCCGUUGCCCUUUUGAUGCAAAACAAGCCAACGUCGCCCUGUUUGCAGAUGGAAAUCUAUACUCUGCAACAAUGGCGGACUUCCAAGCCAGCGACGCUGUUAUAUACCGCAGCCUUGGGGAAAAGAGCCCUGUCCUCCGCACUGUUAAAUAUGAUUCCAAGUGGCUGAGAGAACCGCAUUUUAUCCAUGCAGUGGAAUACGGAAACUAUGUUUAUUUUUUCUUCCGGGAGAUUUCGAUGGAAUACACCACCAUCGGGAAGGUUACCUUCUCUCGAGUUGCCCGCGUCUGUAAGAACGACAUGGGAGGCUCCCCCAGGGUUCUAGAGAAGUACUGGACCUCAUUCCUGAAAGCUCGCCUCAACUGUUCCGUUCCUGGAGAUUCCUUCUUUUAUUUCGACGUCCUCCAAUCUGUCAGUGACAUCCUUACUAUCAACAACCGUCCAGCGGUCAUAGGCGUGUUUGGAACCCAGGCCAACAGUAUCACGGGUUCUGGGGUCUGUGCCUACUACAUGGAUGAUAUUGAAAAGGUCUUCAAUGGGAAGUUUAAGGAACAGAAAACUACAGAAUCUGCAUGGACCCCAAUUCCAGAAGACAAAGUUCCUACUCCAAGGCCUGGGUGCUGUGCCGGAUUUGGAAAAGGAGCUUCCUACAAGACAUCGAAUGAGUUUCCCGAUGAAACGCUCUCUUUCAUCAAAUCUUAUCCUCUGCUGGACGAGGCAGUGCUCUCCAUCACUGAGACACCCUGGUUCACAAAAACAACCAGCAGGUUUAAGUUGACCCACCUAGCUGCUGACACCUCAGCUGGACCUUAUGGGAACUUUACUGUUUUGUUUCUGGGAUCCGAGGAUGGGAAGGUCUUAAAGGUCCUCUCCAGUACAACAGAAAACUCAACAGUGGAAACGCUUCUCCUUGAAGAUAUAAAUGUCUACAACCCAGCUAAGUGCAACGUCAAAAAGGAGGACAGGAGGAUUCUGGGACUGCAGCUGGACCGGGAGAAUCAUGCUUUGUUUGUAGCCUUCUCAAGCUGCAUCAUUAGAGUGCCCUUGAGCCGGUGUGAAUUGUAUGGCACAUGCCGAAGGAGCUGUCUGGCGUCUAGAGAUCCAUACUGUGUUUGGCUUAAAUCCGGAGCCUGUGCCAGCUACCGCAAUGAUAUAAGGAGUAGCUUUGAGCAGGAUAUUGGGCAGUCGAAAAACUGGGGAAACUGCCAAGACGUUGUCACCUCUUCAGGAAGCGUCCACAGUGAAGGGGAUUCGGCUUAUGGGAAAGCCCCGCCCAGCGGUGACAUCGCCAUUGACAGUGUCGCCUCCCUUGGGCAUGUGACUCGCCUGGGCUAUUCCCCGCCAGGUGUGACAUCUGACGGUUAUUACCAACUCUCUGCCUGGCACACUCUUAAAACCCAGGGAGUGCGCCAGGAAGUUGGAUCCACAGAAAUUACCAAAAGUGUCCAUUUUACUUUCCUCAUUGGAUGUGUCUUUGUUGCUUUUGUGGUGGGAGCCAUAUUCUCAGGCUUGUUUGUCUCCUGCUACUGCAAUCACAUGUUUCAGAAAAACAAACAUGUUGGAAGAGACCCAGAAUCUAGUCUCCAAAGACCUCUAUCCUUGAGAAGUCUGGCAAAGAUGAAUGGCCUUUUAGAAAGCCAGUCUAAAGAAGGAAGGAUGGAACCUACAUCUCCAAAGCUUUAUACCACAUUGCUUCACAGUGACAAAGAGCAAACAACUGAGACAACUAAAGCCGAAUCAAAAGACCACCUAGAACUCUCUGGGCUUCCCACUCCAGAAACUACACCGGAACUGCCAAUGAAAAACUUAAAGGCGUUCAAGAACCAAUGGGAAAGGAACCAGAAUUGCAACAAUGCCAAAGAGAUUCAGGGGAAAAGCCCUGUAUUUCACUUCCCGGUUUCAAACUCCCAAGUGUUUCAGUUUCCAAGUACUCUGGUCCUACCAACGAACAUGCAUGGAUAUGACCAACCUCUCUCAGGCUAUGUAGAUGAUAAGAAAAUACCCAAUUCUGAACGAGCUCUAAUUAGGCAUUCCCAGUGCUAUCUGCCAAAAGGUGUUGAGAUGACUACACUGGAUGAACUUCUGAAGCACCUUCCAGAAUCUAGUGGGUCACCGAGAAAUAUGUCAGGUAUGAUGGCCAUUAGCCCACAAGCUGUGAGUCCUCAUUCACCUAUGUCCUUUAUCAACAAGGUUCAGCCUAAAAUCCCUGACACAGAAAGUGCACCUUAUUAUAGCUCUUCCACCCUUCCAAGAGAUAGUCUGCCUAGAAGGCUGGAUAUCCCACCCGAUGUGACGCCUCAGUCUUGUUUGGAGAAACAAUCAAGAGCCCAGAGACAUUCAUUAUCUUCUGGACAUAAACUAAUGAACAUUGGUCCAGGUGGACCAAUGAUUUCACGACAACACAGCCUGGGCCAAGGGAAUAGACAACACCCACCUCCACUCCUGACAAGGAUGCAUUCUACUGGUACUCCUGUUCCCAUGGAAAGCCACAAUGUCUUUCUGUCUCGCCAGCUUAGUUACCAGGAACAAACUGCUAUGUCAAGGAGCAUGGUAAAAAGGACCCUGUCCUUAAGACCAGAUGUGCCACCCACUUCAGUGUUUUUGCCAUCCUCACCUGUGAAGGAGGCAGCCCAGUUCAAGUAUUAAUAUCCUCGGUUUGGCUUUUCUACCAGCUGAUGACACCAAGAAAACAGUGAAGCUCCUUCGACAAAAAUGUGAAUCAGAUUGUCUGCACUUUGCCUUGGUGCUCUGAAAUUCUCUCACUUGGACUAGAGUUCUUCACUCAUGUUAUUAAGUCAACUCCAGCAACAUGGUGGUUAGGGAAUUGAAACAGAGAGCUGUUGCAAGCAAUGACAAUGACCAUUAUUAACAACCAUUGGAACUGCCUUGAAGUUCAAGUGACAGCUUAUAACAUGCUGUAGAUGAUCGACAAUGGGUCGCUGUUAAACCUUUUUUGUGUGUGUGGUGUCAUAGAUUGCAUACAUCUCCAGAGCUGAGAGGGUGGGGAACAGCAGGCCAUUCAGUGGAUGGUUGAACAUUCUGUUUGAUGGGAGACUGAAGAUAAGCAAAAUGGCUGGUGCCCAUGGACUUUAAUUAUCUGUAUCCCUGAGCCGAAGAUUCAAUGCUGUUGAGGCACAUGAAACAAAUUAAGCGCUUUUUCAUUGCUAACGUUGACAGUAUGAAAGGAUACCUCAAGAGGAUUAGAUGAAAUGUAAAUUAAUUUAUAUAUAUACAUACAUGUGUAUAUAUAUUUAGAUAUAUAUAUAUAUAUUUCACAAGGUUACUUACUCCAUGUAAAAGGAGAUUAAUAUACCCUACUGUGUAGGGGCAAGAAAUUCACUAUUAAUAUUGCUGACAUUGU